This is a messenger RNA of Anoplophora glabripennis (Asian longhorned beetle), 897 nucleotides long. RefSeq lists its product as uncharacterized. NCBI's taxonomy places the organism in Eukaryota, Metazoa, Arthropoda, Insecta, Coleoptera, Cerambycidae. The record is from RefSeq and is a predicted model, not a curated record. The transcript has 3 exons. Gene Ontology annotation, cellular component: plasma membrane. The coding region runs from base 1 to 897 and encodes 298 amino acids. Gene Ontology annotation, biological process: sensory perception of smell; detection of chemical stimulus involved in sensory perception of smell. Gene Ontology annotation, molecular function: odorant binding; olfactory receptor activity.
AUGUACGCCAAUGCCUUACUAGGUGUUUGGCCAUACAUAUUCCAAGACAACCCUUGUCUUCGUAAACUGUACAACGUUUACUCCAGAUUCACUUUUUACUACUUCAUCCUAUUCAUCAUAUCGGCCAUCAUGGAACUAUUCAUACUCGUUGCGGACGACGAAAAUAGGACGGAAGAGAUAGUGGCCAACCUUUGCAUCACCCUGAUUUAUAUAAUCACCGCUGUGAGGGUUUACGUGAUGAGGAGCACAACGAUUAGAAAUCUGAUCAAACAAAUUCUAGCUACCGAGGACGCUAUUCUUAAGAACGACGAUGAAGAAAUUAUGGAGAUAUAUAAGUUCCAUGCUAGGCAAAGUCAGAUUACUAAUUUGAUUUUCAUAGUAAAUAUUACUGUGGAAACGAUAUUCUUCUUCACCCACCCACUGUACGUCGACGAGAAGAUAAAGUUCAACAAAGCCACCAACGAAACCAAAGUCAUCAAAGCCCUACCCCUGUCAUCGUGGUUCCCUUACGACCCCCAAGACCACUACCUGGCUAGUUACAUGUGGCAUAUCUUCGAUGGGACGGUGGGAGCUUCUUACGUGAUGUACACCGACGCCUAUAAUUUCAGUUUGAUAAUAUUUCCUCUGGGCCAGAUUAGGAUCUUGACUCACGUGUUGUCUAACUUCCCCAGAUACGUACUGAAAGUCAAGGACCAGCUUCAAUGCAGCAGAGACGAAGCCAGCUUCAUUACCCUGAGAGAGUGCAUUUUGAAGCACAAAGAAAUUAUGAGGUACUUGCAGGAAUAUAAUGACUCCAUGAAAAACAUAAUGCUGUUGGACUUCUUACAAAGCUCUCUGCAGUUGGCCUCGGUUGUGAUACAGCUAUUUGUGGUUUGUAUCACAUACACUGCAUGUUAA